GCAUAAAAGCAGCUUGACCGGGCUGCCCCACACAGGCACACACUCUGUCUCUCUCUCUCUCUCUCCGCCUCCGUCGCCGGAAUCGGAGGAGAAGCUGAGCGUUACUCUUCAACUUUCUCAGCUCCAAAUUUCAGUUUCUUGCUUCAAUUCCACAAUCAAUGGAGCCUCCAACUCCAUUAAUGUUUCUUGCUUCGAUUCCGCAACCAAUGGAGCCUCCAACUCCAUUAAUGGUUCUGCCGGCAACUGUCCCGCUUCCGAACGAGGUCUGUUCCAGCCAAUACAAAAGAAGGAAGCUGCAACGUAAUGAAAUAGAUGGUGGGAGUGUGCCCCUUCGUGCAAAUAUGCAGGAUAAAACUGUUGACAAGAAACCAAAGGUCUCUCUCAAAGUUACAGAUUAUUCUGAUCCUUUUGCAAUCUCUAAUGUGUUGGAAGCUUUUAACACUGGUGGUAAAUAUGGGAGUGUUACAAAAGAAAUAGAAGCCCUUAUUUUGAGGAACACAGAAAUGUUGAACCCCUUUCUUGUUAUGUAUCCGGCUCUCUCAACCAUGUUCCCUGAUGGGAAAAAUGACCUAGAGGAGUUGGAAACUAGACAAACAGCAUGUGAUAAUGUUAUUGACUUGGAGGAUGACAGUGUUGCAAAUCAUGUUGCAUCAAAAAUAUCACCUGUUGUGAUUCCUGAUUCAGAUGAUGAAGACAGUAGAACAGAAAAGCCGCAAUCUACCUUUCAGGAAGUUUCUGUGUGGAAGCCUCCGUCAUCUGCUGGGCAAUUUCUUGUUAGGGACAUAGGAUUUAGGGAGUAUGUGGAGAGCAGAAUGUAUAGGGAAGAAAAAGUUAAUCUCCCAAGUGCAAGUUUCUCUAGUGCAUUUGAUGCCAGGAGUCUCUCCAGUGCAGUUGAUAUAAAGAAGGAUAAAGGUGAUUAUCUUGGUGUUGAAGAGGACUUUGAUGAUCAAACCAGGCCCAAGGAUGACGGUUUGGGGGAUAUUUGGAAGGAAAUGACAAUGGCGUUAGAGUGUUCUAAGGAAGUUUCUGAGGAUCCUUCAUCUGAGGAACACAUGCAAGGAGAUGAGGACUGUGAUCAUUCUUUUGUCUUGAAGGAUGAUAUUGGUUAUGUCUGUCGAAUUUGUGGGGUCAUUGAGAGAGGAAUUGAGACCAUAAUUGACAUUCAGUUUAACAAGGCCAAAAGGAGUACACGUACAUAUGUAUCUGAGCCCCGGAAUGCCAAGGACAGAGAGUCAACUAGAGGAAUUGGAGUUAAAUUGUCUGAAGAUGAUUUAAUGGCAAUUGACAUCACUGCUCAUCCAAGGCAUAUGAAGCAAAUGAAGCCUCAUCAGGUGGAGGGCUUUAAUUUUCUUUGCAGUAACCUGGUCACUGAGAAUCCUGGGGGCUGCAUUAUGGCACAUGCACCUGGAUCUGGCAAGACAUUUAUGAUAAUUAGUUUUAUGCAGAGCUUCCUAGCCAAAUAUCCACUUGCUAAACCACUGGUUGUGCUUCCUAAAGGUAUCUUGGCUACAUGGAAAAAGGAGUUUGAAAUAUGGCAAGUUGAGGAUAUUCCACUGCUAGAUUUUUACUCUGUUAAAGCAGAUAAUAGAGCUCAGCAAUUGGAGGUAUUGAAACAGUGGGUUGAGAGGAAGAGUAUGCUGUUCCUAGGGUACAAACAGUUCUCUACCAUUAUUUGUGAUGGUGGAACCAGUGACACAUCUGUUACAUGUCAAGAAAUACUGCUCAAGGCACCUACAAUUCUGAUUUUAGAUGAGGGCCACACACCUAGGAAUGAGAAUACUGAUGUGUUGCAAUCCCUUGCAAAAGUACAAACGCCUCGAAAAGUUGUACUUUCAGGAACACUCUACCAAAACCAUGUCAAAGAGGUAUUUAAUAUUUUGAAUCUUGUUCGGCCAAAGUUUCUCAGGAUUGAUACAUCUAGAGCUGUCAUUAAGCGGAUAUUGAGUAAAGUAAAUAUAUCUGGUGUGAGGAAGCAGUUCAAAGCAGGUGCAGAUGCAGCCUUUUAUGAUUUGGUGGAGCACACGCUACAAAAAGAUGAAAAUUUCGAGAGGAAAGUCUCUGUCAUACAAGAUCUACGUCAGAUGACCACUAAGGUGCUUCACUAUUACAAAGGAGAUUUCUUAGAUGAGCUUCCUGGCCUUGUUGACUUUACCGUAGUACUAAAUCUCAGUUCAAGACAGAAGAAUGAAGUCCAGAAGUUGAAGAAGUUUCAGAGGAAGUUUAAGAUUUGCUCUGUUGGAAGUGCUGUUUAUCUCCAUCCAAAACUGAAUUCUUUCUCUGACAGUUCUGUUGCAACAGAUGUUCAAAUGGAUGAGCUGUUAGAGAAGCUGGAUGUAAAAGAUGGAGUCAAAGCAAAAUUCUUUCUUAACAUGUUAAACUUAUGUGAUUCAGCUGGUGAGAAAAUGCUUGUCUUCAGCCAGUACCUCACACCCUUGAAAUUUUUGGAGAGACUAGCCAUUAAGAGUAAAGGCUGGCAUCUAGGUCGUGAAAUCUUUCUAAUUACAGGCGAAUCAACCUCAGAUCAAAGAGAAUGGUCUAUGGAUCGCUUCAACAAUUCUGCUGAUGCUAGAGUUUUCUUUGGAUCCAUUAAGGCUUGUGGAGAAGGAAUUUCUUUGGUGGGGGCAUCCCGCAUUAUAAUUCUAGAUGUUCACCUCAAUCCUUCUGUGACUCGCCAAGCUAUAGGCCGUGCAUUUCGUCCUGGCCAGAAGAAAAAAGUAUACACAUAUAGGCUGGUCGCUGCUGAUUCCCCUGAGGAGGAAGAUCAUACCACCUGCUUCAAGAAGGAAUUAAUUGCAAAAAUGUGGUUUGAAUGGACUGAGUACUGUGGUUACCGAGAUUUUCAAGUAGAAACUGUUGAUGUCAAUGAGUGCGAUGAUCUUUUUUUGGACAGUCCACUAUUAAGGGAAGACAUAAGGGUCCUUUACAGGAGGUAGCUGCCGAGGGCACAGAACUGAACGGGUGAGUUGGUGACUUGGGCAUAAGGUUACAGGGUUGGUUAACCCUGGGUAGGCACAGUAUUGUCUUUCCUGACUUGCUGUAGCCAUUUAUCUUAUAGAUGUUUUCCUGGCUUUAUGUGCUUCUGUGCUGAAAGCCAAUUUAAGCGUCCUAGAUGUUUUUAGAGACAUGACGAUCCCUUUCAGAUGGUUCCUAGGCUGUUACUUUUUGCUUCCUCACGUGGGAGGGUUUUAAACUUGCAUACCAUCAGCAGCGCAGAAGUUUGUUGAGCAAACUUGAUGCUCAAAUGAGAGAAUCAAAGUUUUGCUGAUACUGUCACAGCCAGUUUUUCUCUCAUUUGUAGAACCAUGAUGUGCCACGGAUGCAUGUCUGUACAGUGGAGCGGUGAAAUUGAACUCUAUAAAACUGUAAAUUUGUA
This is a messenger RNA of Rubroshorea leprosula, 3373 nucleotides long. NCBI's taxonomy places the organism in Eukaryota, Viridiplantae, Streptophyta, Magnoliopsida, Malvales, Dipterocarpaceae. The record is from the annotation of a GenBank genome assembly.